Messenger RNA from Dracunculus medinensis (Guinea worm), 2454 nucleotides. The record is from the annotation of a GenBank genome assembly. NCBI's taxonomy places the organism in Eukaryota, Metazoa, Nematoda, Chromadorea, Rhabditida, Dracunculidae.
AUGUGCGAACCGAUAAUUACUGCAUCGUUUGGUCUUGCGCCAACACCACCACUUGUUAGUGAUCAGAUCGUCAAAUGUCCAUUAUGUUACGAGCCUUUUAAAGAACCGAAAGUUCUUGCAUGCUUUCAUAGUUAUUGCAAAGGAUGCUUGGAACGUCUUCUUGAUAAUAAUUCAGCAGAGAAAAUUAUUUGUCCAGCCUGUCAAGUCGAAACUCAACUUUCGGUUCAAUUUGGUAUUGAAAGUUUACUUAGUGAUUAUGGUUUGGAAAAUGUUCUAUCGCGACAACUCUCAGAAGAUAAGGGACUCAUUUUUGGUUCACCAAGCUCAACAUCUUCAUCACCUCCAUUGAUCGAUUCGCCAUAUGAGCAGAAUGGAAAUGCCACUUCAAGUUGUACAGGAUGCAAAAGUGGCGAGCGUGCAAGUGCAUUUUGUCAAGAUUGCUCGCAUUUUUUGUGCACAAAUUGCACAAUGGCUCAUCAAUAUAUGCAUUGUUUCGAUGGUCACCGUGUUGACCAGUUGUCGCAUGGCUCGUCGCCUGUAUUAUCGGAUAGAGGCUCAACAUGCAAAUGUAUUCAGCAUUCACAAACAAUACGUUAUUUCUGCUCAGCAUGCAAUUUGGCUAUAUGUCAUGAUUGUACUAAAACCGAUCAUGCUGGCCAUCGCUUUGAUUUAAUUGAUGAUAUUGCUGAUAAAGAAAUGUCUAUAAUGGAUUCACUGGUUCGAGAAGCUCGUAUCAAACAGGAAGAACUAGUGGACAAAUAUCAGGCUGUAGAUGCUGCUCAUAUGCGACUCAACAAUUCAAUGGCAAAAGCGCAGCAAGGUAUUGAUGAAGCUGCACGAGCUUUAAUUCGGGUAAUAGAAGAUUGUCGUAGACAACUAACGAAAGAACUUGAUAAUUUAUAUAGUGCAAAACAAUUGCAGCUAUCCGUCAUUGAUAAAAAAGUUCAACAAAUGACUGAAAAAUUAUCACAAACGAUUGAAUUUACUGAGCGCUUAAUGAAAUUUUCUUCACCAACCGAAGUUAUGGUAUUCAAACAAUUAUUACAAUCACGUUUACAUGUUUUUCUCAAUUAUAAUGCCGAUGCGAAUAAUAUUUUGCAAACUCCAUUCGAAGUAGAAUUUCAACCAGGCAAUAAUAAUACUUCACGGCAACAAAUUAUGGUUCUACUUGGAUCAGUGCGUACAUCUGAAUGGGCUUCAGGAGCUUUACAAAUACCUGGUAUGCCACCAGCACCUAUUGGGCGACCAUCAAAUCAGGUGAAUCGUUCGUCAGCUAUUGGUGCGAUUCCAUCGAUAACUCACUUUUCGGAUUCGAAUCUUCUUCAACAGAAGCAUGAUUUUGGUGGUUCGAAUCAAAGUCUUGGUGCAUUUGGUAAUUUCGAGUCAACUUUAAUUAAUAAUCAAUAUGAAAAAUGGAGUAUGGGUCUCGAUGCAUCUGCAGGAAUGCAACUAACAGAAUCACCCGAAAUGGAUGUCAAUGAUAGAUUGAGCAAUGCUCUGUAUACACCACGAGCGCAAAUUAAACGACAGAAAAUGAUUUAUCAUUGCAAAUUCGGUGAAUUCGGUGUCUUGGAUGGGCAGUUUACUGAACCAUCUGGAGUUGCAGUAAAUGCACAGAAUGAUAUUAUAGUGGCGGAUACGAAUAAUCACCGUAUACAAGUUUUUGACAAAGAAGGUCGCUUUAAAUUUCAAUUCGGCGAAUGUGGUAAGCGAGAUGGACAACUACUUUAUCCGAAUCGUGUGGCAGUUAACCGUGCCACCGGUGAUUUUAUUGUCACAGAACGCUCACCAACUCAUCAAAUACAAAUUUACAAUCAAUACGGACAAUUUGUGCGUAAAUUUGGCGCAAAUAUACUGCAACACCCACGAGGUGUUUGUGUAGAUAGCAAGGGUCGAAUAAUUGUAGUUGAAUGUAAGGUUAUGCGUGUAAUUAUUUUUGAUUCGUUCGGAAAUAUUCUGCAAAAAUUCAGCUGUUCGCGUUAUCUCGAAUUUCCGAAUGGAGUAUGUACGAAUGACAAGCAGGAAAUUCUUAUUUCGGAUAAUCGCGCUCACUGUAUCAAAGUAUUUAAUUACGAAGGUCAAUUUGUUCGACAGAUUGGCGGUGAAGGAGUGACAAACUAUCCGAUUGGCGUUGGUAUUAAUUUAGCUGGUGAUAUUGUGGUUGCAGACAAUCAUAAUAAUUUCAACCUCACUGUUUUCAAUCAAGAUGGCAUAAUGAUCUCAGCAUUGGAGAGUAAAGUUAAACAUGCUCAAUGCUUUGACGUUGCACUUGUUGAAGAUGGAUCGGUUGUUUUGGCUAGCAAGGAUUAUCGUUUAUACCUAUAUCGUUAUCAAACUAGCACUGCGUUCCUUCACAUUGUUUUAUCGCAACGUUCUGAAUGUUAUGUGGAAUAUCCUGAUGAUUAUCAUCGAAUAAUGGUAUUCACUGGUCGUUUUUGUUCAAAAGGAGGGUAA